Aplysia californica (California sea hare) is the source of this 2559-nucleotide messenger RNA. Its product is annotated as leucine-rich repeat-containing protein 74B. NCBI's taxonomy places the organism in Eukaryota, Metazoa, Mollusca, Gastropoda, Aplysiida, Aplysiidae. The record is from RefSeq and is a predicted model, not a curated record. Gene Ontology annotation, molecular function: protein binding; calcium ion binding.
CAACACAUUUCUUCCACUGGACUUGACAGGGUCUUGACCUGCACUGACCACUCUCGACGUGUCUUUCACGCUUCAGCUACGCCCGUAGAGACAUGCGUCAGUUGAGAGCUUGUUGUUUUUGUUUCCAUUAUGACUUUGAUGGCUAGAUCUAGACAUUGCUCGUACAAUUACAAUGGUUUUUGUUGGCAACAACGUUGAUCUCGAGGAGCUGCUGUCUUCUGAACUCUUCACGAAUAAUACAAUUUCAAAAUUACUAACAUCCUAAAAUUGAUGCAAACAAAGGCAAGAAACCUUAGGUCAAGAGACUACGGUUAAAAGCAUCAUCAUGGAAAAAGAAAGACUGUCUAUAAAGAUGCAGAGGCAUCUAAGGCCUCUGACUGCUGCUCCGAAGAAAUCCCGGCCAUCUGCCUCCAAAUCUGGUGACUCUCGGCCUGUCACAGCCUCCGUUGCCCGUGGCAGAGGUGAUGUCAAUGGUCAUAAGAAGGCCAUUGCUCGACACAGCUUGCAAAAGUCCCAUUUACAUGCUACAGGAAGAUCAUCAGAGUCAGAUUUUGCUUCUCAAGUUGAUUCCCCUUUUGAUUUGACUCCUAUUGAGGAUGUGCCAGAAGAUUCAGAGCUGAUUGAUAUCGUGGAAGAGAAUAAUAAAACAGAAAUUGACUGUGCAGUGGCGCUAGAAUCUGCGGAACUUACUCCAUUGUCUACUGAAUCAGCAAGAAACAGACACCCGUCCUUUGAGACCUGGCUGUCUGGAUCUCCUCAUUCUAGUGAAGAGUUUGAUACUGAUGUUGAGGAUGAACUUUCUGAGACUCCUAUGAGCACACAGCUGGAUGCCACAGGGAGACUUGAGUAUGAGGAGCAGUGUCGGAGACAUGGAUUUAUACCAGUGUCAUAUCUGUGCCGUCACAUUGGGGAGCGUAAUGUGAGAAUGAGGCACAGAUAUCUUGGAGGAACAGCGACAAAACCCCUUGCUCUGGCAUUUAAGCACAACACUGUAACAGAAAACCUGGACCUAGGUGAUAACUACAUUGAGAGUUCUGGUACAUGUUAUAUUGCAAAUAUGCUGAAAGAAAACCAUUUCAUUACGUCACUGACUUUGUCCAACAAUGUUAUUGGGUCUCUUGGUGCUGAGGCUAUUGCUGAAAUGCUUGAAGUCAACACAACCCUCAAAAUGCUUUCCCUUGCCGGAAAUCAGCUUUCAGAUACAGAUGCCUACCAUUUUAUAAACCCUUUGAAGAACAAUAUGUCCUUGAUGAGCUUUGAUCUGAGCCACAAUGAGUUCUCAGUCAUGGGAGGGAUCCAUUUAGGUGGUGCUUUGUCAGUCAAUGAAGGUAUUGUUGAUCUUGACCUGAGCUGGAACUGCCUACGGAAACAAGGAGCUGCUGCCAUCGUAAACUGUUUAAGGUACAAUGUCACUUUGGAGGUUCUAGAUUUGAGUUGGAAUGGAUUUGGUCUGGAGGGUGCUAUGGCUUUACAGAAAGCUCUACCGGUGAACACAACACUCAAAGUGCUUGAUCUGACCUGAGCAUGAAUCCUUUGGGGGACCAAGGAAUAGAGCAGAUUCUCAAAGCUUUGGCCAUUCACCCAAAUUUGCAUUUUCUAGGAAUUGAGAACUGUGCGGAGCUAGGAGUGACAAAAGCUAAUGCUACACUCAUACAGCAGCUGGAGACAGAAAGAGGAAUUGUCAUUCUUCAUGGUGGAGCUGGGGGCUUUAAUAGAACAUCAGAAGAGAAGUCAGUGACCAAUGUCAUGAGACUGUUUAACACAUUCCUCAAGAAGAAGAAGGGGGAGCUGAGGGAACACUUCAAACAAUAUGACAAAGACAAGACUGGAGUUCUACAAGUGGAUGAUGUCAAAAUUUGCCUGCGGAGUGCUGGGCUCAACCUGACCAAUCGUUUCCUAAAUCUGCUUGUAGAAGAUAUGGAUUCCUCUCACUCAGGUGAAAUCAACUACAAGGAUAUACUCUCUGGUGCAGCAUUCUCCGAACACAGCAGACGCAGACCGUCUCGAGGUUUUCAGCUCUUAUCGAAGACCAAACUUGAGCCAGAUUCGGAUGAGGGCUAGCAAGACUUUUCCAAGAAAAACUUACCUAGGAGAAAAAAACGGUUUUAAAAUUCAUUUAUUAUGUGUACAUUGUACUAAAAAACCUUGAUCAAAGGAAUAUAAAAAUAUUGGAAGUCACCAAACUUGGGUGGUUUUUUUCUCGCUAAUUUUACAUCUGACACUUGGCAACCAUCACCGCCUUUAAUCACAAAUAUUUUAACUUGUAUUUAAGAUAAAUGAGUAAUGUUUUCAUCAAAAGUAUGGCAAAUGAACAGGCUUUAAGAAUAUACCAAUAACUUUACAUUUCCAAAACUUGAAGAGUGCCUGAUUCCACUCUUUUGUAACAUAUCGUUAGCAUUGCAAGCAACCCACUUAAGUCUGUUUGAGUAUUUAUUACACCAGAGACAAAAAACUACUCUUUGUUGUGUUGUUCCUGUCAGGAAUCAUGAAAAGAAAGAAUAUUGUAAGCCCUGACCAUAGCAUUACACUGCAUUAUGGUGAUGUUGAAAGGUGCAUCUU